This is a messenger RNA of Trypanosoma conorhini, 567 nucleotides long. RefSeq names its product kinesin. The transcript has a single exon. The record is from RefSeq and is a predicted model, not a curated record. The coding region runs from base 1 to 567 and encodes 188 amino acids. NCBI's taxonomy places the organism in Eukaryota, Euglenozoa, Kinetoplastea, Trypanosomatida, Trypanosomatidae.
AUGCAGCAGCAGGUGCGGGACGUGCUCGCCGCCCACGCGCGGGAGCAGGCCAGGCUGGACAGGGAGCUCGAGGACGAGCACCGCCUCUUUGAGAGCGGCCUCGCCACCACCGCGCGGCAGACGGCGUCGCCUGCGGAGGUGUUGCCGUUUCGCCACCUUUUGCGGAACCUCUGCCGCGACGCGGUGGAGAGCGGCCGGGAGCACUUCCCCCCCUGCGCCGUCGACGACGGCGUGGCGGAGUCGCUGCAGCACAUCAAUGAGGCCUUUCGCGUGAAGGCGGCCACCACCUCGCUGGGGGCGCUUGUGCAGAUGGGGAACAUGCCGCCGCCCCGGUCCUCCAACUCAUCGCUCUCCACCACCGCCACAGGGACCCCAACUGUCGCGAACGCGGGGAACACGUCCGCUUCGGUUCCUAUUGCGGCUGGGGAGUCGUCGCAGCUGUCGUCUCUCGCGGGCAAAGACGUGAACCGCGCGGCCGGCGUUAGCGGCGUUGCUAGGAUGAAGCGACUGCGCAGUAGUAGUGCCAUGUCGGACUCGCGGCGUACGUCUUCGCGCGCCGAGAAGUAG